UCCUCGUGAGCGCACUGACUUCAGUCACGUGCCUGUCAAACCCCAUUCCCUCGCGCAGCCGUCGUCAACACAACGGAGGAAGUAGCAUGAAGCUAACCUGGCUAGCCAAGACUAACUGCCACGGCCAAUGCAGAGUCUUUUAACAUUUUUCUUAAGUCAACGUGAGUCGUCGUCGACAAAGUAACUGUCUGCUUUUGUUCGGAUUUCAGCUGCCAUGAAGUGAGAAGUAACGAUGUUUAGGAGCUGUAGCCGUUGCUUGUCAACUUCUAGGCUAGCGAGCUAGCUGUUAACGAUCAGCUGUUGUUUUGGUCGGGGAAAUAGCUUCCUAAGUCAAACUGUAUAGCUUUACAGCAGUUUACCAUAUCAAUUAUCACCAGUGCAGAUUUCCCUCAUUGCCUGUCGAGACACUGACCUGCUCAGGUGGUUAAUGGCGACACAUAACGGCGUACCACCGUGACAGACUCAACAACAGCGGUCAGUCAGUCAGCGAUUGUCCGACAGGCGUCAACACAUUGUGGGGGGGUUUGAUCAAUCAGAGCGCUUUGUAAUUGAAUCAGCAAGAUCACUUCAAGAUGCAUGACGCGUAUGAACCAGUGCCUAUUUUGGAGAAGCUUCCUCUCCAGAUUGACUGUCUUGCGGCCUGGGAGGACUGGCUGCUUGUUGGAACUAAGCCAGGGCAUCUCCUUCUCUACCGAAUAAAGAAGGACGCAGGCACCAACCGGUUUGAAGUGACACUGGAAAAAUCCAAUAAGAACUUCUCAAAGAAGAUUCAGCAGCUUUACGUCGUCUCACAAUACAAAAUUCUUGUCAGUCUUCUGGAGAACAACAUCCACGUUCAUGACCUCCUGACCUUUCAGCAGAUCACUGUGGUGUCCAAAGCCAAAGGAGCCACGCUCUUCGCUUGUGACCUGCAGCAAACCGGCCCAGGAGAGGAAAGACUGAGAAUGUGCGUCGCAGUGAAAAAGAAACUCCAGAUGUAUUACUGGAAGGAUAGAGAGUUCCAUGAACUGCAGGGGGACUUUGGUGCACCAGAUAUUCCAAAGUCCAUGGCUUGGUGUGAAAACUCCAUAUGUGUCGGUUUCAAAAGAGACUAUUACCUCAUUCGGAUGGAUGGCCGUGGCUCCAUCAAGGAACUCUUUCCCACAGGGAAGCAGUUGGAGCCUCUAGUUGCCCCACUGGCUGAUGGGAAGGUGGCUGUCGGGCAGGAUGACCUAACUGUGGUACUUAAUGAAGAAGGUGUUUGCACCCAGAAGUGUGCUCUGAACUGGACGGACAUCCCUAUAGCAAUGGAGCACCAGCCUCCGUACAUCAUAGCAGUUCUCCCUCGCUACGUGGAGAUCCGGACCUUUGAGCCGAGGCUGCUGGUGCAAAGUGUGGAGCUGCAGAGACCUCGCUUCAUCACCUCAGCAGGGCCGAAUAUUGUGUAUGUUGCCAGCAACCACUUUGUGUGGCGCCUGGUGCCCGUGUCCAUAGCCAGCCAGAUCCGACAGCUUCUUCAGGACAAGCAGUUUGAAUUGGCUCUUCAGCUGGCGAAGAUGAAGGAUGAUUCAGAUGGUGAUAAGAAGCAGCAGAUACAUCACAUCCAGAAUCUCUAUGCCUUCAAUCUGUUUUGCCAGAAGAGAUUUGAUGACUCCAUGCAGGUUUUCGCCAAACUCGGCACAGAUCCCACCCAUGUGAUCGGACUGUACCCGGACCUGCUCCCGUCAGACUACCGCAAGCAGUUGCACUAUCCCAACCCUCUGCCUACGCUAUCUGGGGCAGAGCUGGAGAAGGCUCAUCUUGCUCUAAUUGAUUACCUCACCCAGAAACGCAGCCACCUUGUGAAACAGCUGAAUGACUCUGACCCUUCCACAACAUCCCCACUCAUGGAGGGCACGCCCACUAUUAAAAGCCGCAAAAAACUCCUGCAGAUCAUUGACACCACCCUGCUGAAAUGUUACCUGCACACCAACGUGGCCCUGGUGUCCCCCCUCCUUCGACUGGAGAACAACCACUGUCACAUCGAGGAGAGCGAGUAUGUCCUGAAGAAGGCUCACAAGUACAGUGAGCUCAUUAUUCUCUAUGAGAAGAAGGGACUGCACCAGAAAGCUCUGCAGGUGCUACUUGACCAGUCCACCAAGGCCAACUCUCCGCUGAAGGGCCACGAGCGAACAGUACAGUACCUCCAAAGGCUGGGAGUGGAGAAUCUCGGCAUAAUCUUUGAGUUUUCGCCCUGGGUGCUUAAGAUCUGCCCUGAGGAUGGGCUAAAGAUCUUCACUGAGGACCUAACAGAGGUGGAGACUUUGCCCAGAGACAAGGUGCUGAACUUUCUGAAGGAGGGCUUUAAGGAGCUCGCCAUCCCAUAUUUGGAGCACAUUAUCUACGUGUGGGACGAGAAGGGCCCAGAGUUUCACAACGUGCUGAUCCAGCUCUACUUGGAGAGGGUUCAAAGCCUCAUGAAACAAUACCUCAACUCACUGCCAGAAGGGGUUCCAGCAGUCGCUGCGGGGAAAGAGGACGGCGCUCUAGGAGAGUUCAGGAACAAGCUGCUGUCAUUCCUGGAUAUUUCUAUCAGCUACGAACCAGCGAGACUCAUCAGUGACUUUCCCUUUGACGGCCUCCUGGAGGAACGAGCCCUGCUUCUGGGUAGGAUGGGUAAACACGAGCAGGCGCUUUUCAUCUAUGUGCACAUCCUGAAAGACACCCGCAUGGCUGAAGAAUUCUGUCACCGGUAUUACAACAGUUUAGUUGAAGGGAAUAAAGAUGUUUAUCUGUCUCUGCUCCGUAUGUACCUGUCACCCCCUGACGUCCACUGCCUGGGGCCCAUCAAGAUGGAGCUGUCGGAGCCACAGGCCAACCUCCAGGCAGCCUUGCAGGUCCUGGAGCUGCACCACAGCAAGCUCAACACCACCAAGGCCAUCAAUCUGCUUCCAGCAAACACCCAAAUCCGAGAGAUCCGGGUCUUCCUGGAGAGCGUCCUGGAGGAGAAGGCGCAGAGGAAACGCUGCGACCAGGUGCUGAAGAGUCUACUGCAGGCCGAGUUCCUCAGAGUGCAGGAGGAGCGCAUCUUCCACCAGCAGGUUAAAUGUGUCAUUACUGAAGAAAAGACCUGCAGGGUCUGCAAGAAGAAAAUAGGCAACAGCGCGUUCGCCAGGUAUCCCAAUGGCGUGGUGGUGCAUUACUUCUGCUGCAAAGACCGCAACGUGUGUCCUACUGAGCAGUAACACCUGCACCUCCUCACAGUGACUGUUUACUAAUAAAUAGUCUCCCCCUCCCUCCCUGUGGACUCCAACACUCGGACAUCCUCGGACUACGAAUAUAUCAGACUGUUGUCGGAAGCCGGGCUCACUCUGCAGAGCAUGGCUGGUAUUUAGCGGACGCUUGUUUUGCAAAGCACCUUACAGAACCGAGAGCGCAGACAUGUUUUAACCUGAGUUAACCCGGCGGAACAGUCGUUGUACAGGAACUUCUUUUCUGAAAGCGAAAGCUGCGACUUUCUUUCUCUCUGUGCAUGAGGUAACAGGUGGAAUGUCCGGGGUCGCUCAACAGGAGGGGAGGAAGAGAACGAGGGAGGUAAGAGUCCGAUAUUUGAAAAGCAUGUGUCACUGUAACGCUAGAAGGGAUUCACUACCCUCCGCUCGGAAGAAAACUGGCACUAGUGACAGACGCGUAGCAGAAGAAGGAGCUGCAACAACAGAAGUUAGUGCCUGUUCUCACCAGGAGAUGAUUACAAGCCUCAGUCUGUGGUUGUUGUUGUUUUGUUUUUUUUUUCUUUUUUCUGCCUCUCACUGUCUCCCUCUCCUUCUGUAACACUGUGUAGGCCUCAAACACCGCUUGAUAUGCCAUAUAGACUCUACUGGAGCACUGUUAAAUGCCUUUUCGUGACUCUGAUGAUUGUACUUACAGUGAAGUCAGAUGUUGAUCAUGAUGUUUUUUUGUUAGCAUGUGCUGGUACUGACUAUACAAAACAACAUUCAUCUCACAGUAUGUUUUUGUAUUUACACUUUCGAGUCCUUCAGCAAACAUAUUCACAGCUUUGUGUGUGAUUUUUUUUUUUUUCUUUUCCCCACAUUUACUGUCUUAAAGGUUUGUGAAUAAUUACAUUUAAUUAUCAGAAAUUCACUUUUUUUAGUCUCAUCUUUCUUCUUUGUAUUAUUUAUCUGUUUGUUGUUUUUUCUCUCCCAGACGUAUUAAAAGUUAAUGAAGUAAAAACUUUUUAAAGGCAGAUCACAAAAGUACAGCACUUUAAAAGUGGAUGGAUGGAUGUCCUGUUUAUUUAUUGAUAAAUCACACAUCCGCCUUACAGGAACUGGAAGUAAUGUGAAUGAAUUAAGAGGUAUGAUUGAUCUGUGCAUUUUAAUGGCAAUAUUGUUACACAGCUCGUCUGUUUACCGUCCGCCUGGGAGGUGAUUCAAGAAGCAAGACUCCUCCAGUUUAUUGAGGAGGAAAUGCAAGCAAUGAAUGUAUGUUUUAGAUGUUUAGUCGAAACUCUUUUUCAGGAUGAAAUAGAACGAGUUGGGGUCAACGUCUCGUUUAGUGAUUUUUUUUUUGAGCAUGAGUUUAAAAACCAACAUCUUUUUAACUUUUACGUACGUUGUAGCAUUUACCUGCUCCUUUAAACACCUCCCUCCUCUUCUGCUCUUAAAGGUUUGCACACAUUCUCUGCUAAGACUGUUUCAGAUUUUUGUUUAGUUUUUUUUUAAUGGUAACAUUUGUACCACUGUGUGUAUACUGUAUAAAGAUUGAGAGUGUCGAUGACAAAUUUGAUUCUGAGGGGCGACCCAGCAGGUACCAUCUGUCUGUCUGGCUUUAAUCAGUAAUAAACAAGCAUUUCCAUUCA
Messenger RNA from Thunnus maccoyii (southern bluefin tuna), 4819 nucleotides. RefSeq names its product VPS39 subunit of HOPS complex (gene vps39). The coding region runs from base 573 to 3203 and encodes 876 amino acids. Gene Ontology annotation, biological process: endosomal vesicle fusion; autophagy; vesicle-mediated transport. Lineage: Eukaryota; Metazoa; Chordata; Actinopteri; Scombriformes; Scombridae. Gene Ontology annotation, cellular component: membrane; cytoplasm. The transcript has 24 exons. The record is from RefSeq and is a predicted model, not a curated record.